AUGAAGUUACCUGAUAGAGGAGAAUAUUGGCAAGUUCAGACAUUCCACAAAGUACACACUUGUAUCAUUGAUGGUUUGCAAGGACGGUUUGCAACUACGAGUUCGAAGAUGAUUGGUGAACUUAUGUCACACAAGCUUCAGGCUAAUGGAGUAGCAUUGAGACCUAAGGACAUAAUUUGUGAGAUGAGGGUUCAGUGGGGAUUGGAACGCUUGUAUGGUAAGGCUUGGCAAGCGAAGGAGUAUGCAGAGAGGCUUGUUUUCGGAUCACCGGAGGAGUCAUUUCAACUACUACCAUCUUAUUUUUAUAUGUUGGAACAAGAAAUUCCUGGCACAGUGACUGCAGUGGCUACUGAUGAGGAAGAGAGAUUCAAAUAUUGUUUCUGGUCAUACGGGGCUUGUAUUCGGGGGUUUAGGGAUGUAAUGCGUCAUACGGUUACAAUUGAUGCAACACAUCUCAAAGGCAAGUUCAAGGGUGUUCUGUUUGUUGCUGUAUGCAAAGAUGAGAACAAGUGCGUAUAUCUAGUUGUGUUUAGGAUCGGCCAUGUUGAGGACAAAGACUCGUGGACGUGGUUUCUUAGCAAGCUACGUGAUGCGGUUGGUUGUCCUGAAAAGACUACGUUCAUUUUUUAUCAACAUCUCGGCAUUAGGAAAGCAAUCCAAAAUGCAUACCCAGAAGAGCACCAUGGUUUAUGUAGUUACCACUUGAAAAAAAACUUUAAAAACAAGUUCAAGCGCGAUGAUGUUUGUAUGCUUUUCACCCUUGCUCAAGAUUGCUAUAAGGUGGCCGAUUUCAACAGACAUAUGAAUCAGAUACAGCAGAUUCACCCGGGAUCCCACGAGGACUUUAUGAGAAUAGGGCCUGAGAAAUGGGCACAUGCAUGUUUACAGAUUGAGUUUAUUGUGUUUUUUAGUAAAUGCAAUCGUGAAGCCAUUGAAUUCGACGCUGACUACUACAAGAUAAUCGUUUUGAUGGAGGGUUAUUCAGGAUCCAUUAGGCCGGUAGGGCAUCCUAGUGAGUAG
This is a messenger RNA of Theobroma cacao (cacao), 1020 nucleotides long. Lineage: Eukaryota; Viridiplantae; Streptophyta; Magnoliopsida; Malvales; Malvaceae. The record is from RefSeq and is a predicted model, not a curated record.